Messenger RNA from Aspergillus ibericus CBS 121593, 813 nucleotides. RefSeq names its product alpha/beta fold hydrolase. Bases 1 to 813 code for a protein of 270 amino acids. The transcript is spliced from 2 exons. The record is from RefSeq and is a predicted model, not a curated record. NCBI's taxonomy places the organism in Eukaryota, Fungi, Ascomycota, Eurotiomycetes, Eurotiales, Aspergillaceae.
AUGCCGAGCAUCACAGUCAACAAUCAUCAAAUCGCAUACGCCGACACCUACCCGGGCGGUGCCCCGGCCGACGGCCUUACAUUCAUCUUUAUACACGGUCUCGGCUCAUCCCAGAAUUAUUACUUUCCCGUGAUUCCCUAUCUAUCAAGCCAUCGUUGCAUCACCAUCGAUACGUAUGGUGCUGCCCGGUCCCCCUAUAAUGGUGGCACGAUAUCCAUUGCCUCGAUCGCUGCAGAUGUGAUCGGGGUACUGGACGCAUUGCGCGUGCCUAAGGCGGUGGUGGUUGGCCACUCAAUGGGGGGUUUAGUCGUGACGCUCUUGGGUGCAGAGUAUGCUGAUCGCGUGGCUGGCGUGGUGGCCAUCGGACCUACUCAUCCGACAGAGAAGCUGGCGGAGGUGAUGACCCAACGCAGCGAGCUCGCUUCCACCGACGGAAUGGAAUCACUGGCCAAUACGAUCCCUAAGAGCGCCACGGGGGCACGCAGCUCCCCUCUGGUCCAGGCCUUUAUCCGCGAGCUGCUCAUCGGCCAGAACCCGAAGGGUUAUGCAGUGCUGUGUCAGGCCAUUGCCACGGCCCCGAUGAUCGACUACUCGGCGAUCACAGCACCGUUCCUGCUGAUCGCCGGUGAGGAGGACAAGUCGGCAUCUAUGGAGGGAUGUCAACACAUCUAUGCGCGGGUGUCAAGCGAGAACAGGCAUUUGGAGGUGCUUCGAGGCGUUGGACAUUGGCACUGCGUGGAGGCGCCUGAGGCGGUUGGACAGGCGAUUGCCAGGUUUGCUGAUUCUCACAUGAGGGCAACCACUUUUUGGUGA